CUUUCUUCCCAUUUAGACUUUGGGUUCAAACAUAAAUGUGUCAAAUUUUCUAAAAAAGGAAGCAGUCAACUAACUCCCCCAACUCUCCCCCACCUAGCUUUCCUAGUCUAUAAAGUUCUAUUUAAGCUUCCCCAUUUUCUUGAUCAAGUAGUUCAAUUUCUUGAUUUAAUUAUAUAAAGCCCUCUAAACAAAAUUCUCUUAAAAAUCAAUUUUUGGACCAUUGGGAACAUACCCAAAUCCUUGAAUUGGUGCCUAAGGGAAAUAUCCAAUACCCAAUCUUGAACUUUUUUCACCAAAAAAAAUGGAUAAUAAGCUCUUAACAAGUAUGUUUUUUUCAUCAAUCUUGUUAACUCUAGCUACUUCUUCUGAUGCUCAAGAGUGCUUAAGUCAUCAAUUCAGGAGCAACAGUGUUUUUUCCACUUGCAGCCCUCUUCCUGUACUAAACUCUUUCCUUCACUGGACCUACCACCCUGAUAACCACACAGUUGAUCUUGCUUAUAGACAUCGUAGCGUGGCAAACAGUGAUUGGGUAGCUUGGGCUUUAAAUCUUGGUGGUCAAGGUAUGCUAGGUGCUCAGUGUUUGGUUGCUUUUAGAAAUUCUAGUGGACAAAUUCAUGCAUACACUUCGCCAAUUUCAGCAUACACUACUCAGCUGAGUGAGGGUCCAUUGAACUUUAGAGUUCCAAGAAUUUCAGCAGAGUUUGUAAAUAAUGAGAUGAUUAUCUUUGCAACUUUGGAGCUACCUACUGGGAGGACUAGUUUUAAUCAGGUAUGGCAAAACGGUCCAGUUUCUAGGGGAGCUUUACAAGUACAUAGUCAGAGUGGUGAUAAUAUGAGGAGUACUGGAACUGUGGAUUUUGCUAGUGGUCAGACCUCAGGGGGUGGAGGUAUAUCAGCCAGUUCUAGACAACGUCGAAGAAACACUCAUGGAGUGCUGAAUGCAAUUAGUUGGGGAGUUAUGAUGCCUAUGGGUGCCAUAUUUGCAAGGUACUUGAAAACAUUCAAGUCAGCAAAUCCAGCUUGGUUUUAUCUACAUGCUGCUUGCCAAACUGCUGCUUAUGCUGUUGGUGUUGCUGGAUGGGGCACUGGUCUCAAGCUUGGUAGUGAUUCUGCUGGAAUUACAUACACCACUCAUAGAAACAUUGGUAUCACUCUGUUCUGCCUUGGAACUCUUCAGGUUUUUGCUUUGCUUUUGAGGCCAAAGCCAGACCACAAGUACAGACUUUACUGGAACAUUUACCACCAUGCUACUGGAUACACUGUUAUCAUUCUUAGCAUCAUCAAUGUGUUUGAGGGAUUUGAUGCAUUAAAUGGACAGAAGAACUGGAAGAGAGCUUACAUUGGAGUCAUCAUAUGCUUGGGUGCCAUUGCAGUUUUAUUGGAAGCUAUUACUUGGUUCAUUGUCAUUAAAAGGAAAAAAACAACAGCAGUUUCUGAUAAGUAUCCUCAGGGUAAUGGGACUAAUGCUGUUAAUGCAUAUGCCUAGAUAAAUAUGUUCAUUCUCUAAUAUAUUAUAUAGUUUUUGAUUUCUUUAUAGACAUGAGGCAUGUUAUGUAUUUUUUUAGUUGAGAUUAUUAUUUAUUUAUAGAUUUUUGGUUGUUAGAUUUAGAUUCUCUUGCAGAUGGAUAUGGCUGUAAUUUAUUCUUGUGUAAUAUAUAGUGUUGAGAUACCA
Messenger RNA from Lycium barbarum (goji berry), 1672 nucleotides. Its product is annotated as cytochrome b561 and DOMON domain-containing protein At4g17280-like. The transcript is spliced from 3 exons. The record is from RefSeq and is a predicted model, not a curated record. NCBI's taxonomy places the organism in Eukaryota, Viridiplantae, Streptophyta, Magnoliopsida, Solanales, Solanaceae. Bases 302 to 1486 code for a protein of 394 amino acids.